AUGGGGCUGCCUAAGCAGGUGCAAGCCGAGGGCAGCGGGCAGCCCGUGUGGCCCGCGGGUGCGCCGCCGGAGGAGGGAGCGCCGGCCCUGUCCGGGGCACCAGCGCCGUCCUCGCGGCCGCCGUCCGCCGCCGCCGCGCCCCCCUCCACCCCCGGGCCGACGCCAGUCGCGCAGCCGCCCCGGCCGCCCUCGGAGCCCCUGGAGCCUGAGCCGCAUAUAAUCCACAAGGCGACGGUGAUGCGCGAGGCGGCGGAGAAGCGACGCGAGAUGCCCGACCCGGACGACGACGAGGAGCACCUGGGCGCGCUCUCGCCGCCGUCGCACAUCAUCCGCAAGCCGACGCCGCGCACCCUGCCCUCCCCCGCGCCCGCCCCGGCCGCGCCCAGCCCCUCGCCCGCGCGCCCGCCCUCCGCCGCGCCGCUCGCACCUCCCGCCGCCGAGCAGCAUAUCGAGCAGCACGCGCAGUACCGCGCGUCGGUGCAGUGCGUCCAAACUCCGACCGCGCGGCCGCCUGAACAGUACGCGCCCAGCAGGCCGCCGGACCCGUACUCCUCCUCGCGACCGCCGGAGCCGUACGUCCGCUACCAGUACGAGUCGGCCGUACACGACGGCGGCCGCAAUUCACACGGGCCGGCGAUCGCGUCGCCCCAGCCUGCCUCUGCUCGCCACAGUCCGCAGACCUAUUCGAGAUUGACAAGUGUAAUUCCGCAGCACACCGCUACGCGACUACGCGAAUCUGCAGCGCACAGCCCACCGUCCUCGCGCUACCCGCACCCUCCGCCGCCGCACAAUGAUCGCGUUCCACCAAUACAUCACCCGCAGCCCACACCCCCGACUCAGAGGGUGGGUGUUUUGGACGGGCGACCGACCCAAGCUUACCUGCCUUUGGUGCAUCGACGUGAACCAUCUUUACCAAGGACGUCCCACUAUGAGAGGCACCCAACGAUUCCACCGCGGAAGUAUGAUCCACAGCAGGCGUACUCCGGUUAUAGACCUACACUCCCAACGCCACAGGCUAUGCAAAACCAUCGUGUCGAAAUGCUGCCGCAAUACAAACAUGGUGGAAUUGAAGUUUUAAAUACACAUUAUCCGGCGAGACAGCCGGAUCGUACGCCAAUACAACCUCAGUCGGUAAAUAACGAGGCCGCUCGAAUAUCCUCGAGAGUAGAUUUCCACAGCAAAAGUAAGUCUGUUGAGCCUAGACCAGGUUACCGUUAUUCAUCACCAUCAACAUCAAAUGUUAGAUAUGCACCUAGUGCUCAAAUGCCGGUCGUUCAUAAUAAUACUGCACUGCAACCGAGGGCGUCCUAUCGAUCGGUGGCUGCUCCAAAGACAAACUAUGAUUAUUCAGCUACUAAUCAAGUUCACACGUCACCCUCACGUUCUUCAGCAAAGGCUGGGUAUGCUAAUCAGCAAACACGAAUGACUGUGUCCGUAACAUCCAUCGUAAAUGAGAUCAAUCAAUCUAAACAAAAGAGAGAGUCACCUCUCGAUUUGUCUGUAAAAACUGUUAAGAAUUCAGCUGAUUCUUCAACCACUCAAGAUGAUGUUGUUGAUUCCGCAUCUAUGGAAAGUAAAACAAUUCAUUUUCAACCACGUCCAAGUUCAAGUAGUCGGCAUGUACCUCCUUUACCUGGCUACGUUGUAUCUCAUAAAGUUGAUUUUGCACCAGAUUUUACUCAGUACAGGGAAAGAAACCCAAAUCAUAAUUAUAGUGCACCACCACAGCAAGUGCGAUAUAAUGGAGCAUACGAAACUCCAAGACCUGUUUCUGAGCCUUACACUAUAGAAUCUCGACAUCCAGUAUACAAUUCGGAACGGAGUAAAUACAAUGGUCCUAUACAACCAAGAACUGAUUUUGUUCCUAGAAUAGAUCUCACUAGACCAGUUAUUGAUGAAAGACAUGUAGAAAGACCACUUCGAGAAGAGCCUCAAAUCACAAUGGAGGAACGUAAGCGUCCAUCUGGCCCGAUUUUAAACAACAUUCCUGAAAAAUUAGUGAGGUAUGAAACCUGGUCUUCUGACAGUCGGAUAGAGCGUAUGAACCAGUCAGCCCGCGAGCAACAUGAGCUGAUGAGCCGCCCCGUGUAUAGUUAUAGCAGUCAUAAAAGAUUUGAAGCGUAUCAAAACGACCAAAAACGAGUUGUUACAUCAAAUAUGUAUCGCGAACAUCAUCCUCAUACAACACAAAAACUCUCCAAUCCUCGUGUGUAUCCAGAAAAGACUAAUCGUGAAAUUAGUGAUUAUCAUGCGCAAUAUCACGAUCGGAUUCCGUCUAGUAGCCGUCAUGUAAUACAGAAAAUUCCGAGCCAUAGAGAUUUACAUCUUCAUCAUUUAGAUUCACAAAAUGGUCCUGCGAACAAGAGCGUUUUAAGUAUAUUACGUAAUAGUUUAGAGACUAAGCAAACCGGAUACGUUGAACCAGCUAGGCCUGCGCGCCAAAUACCGGAUCUCAUUGUUAUAGACGAUGUGGAUGAUUCAGUUAUAGAAAUUACUGAUUUAACGAAAGAAGGUGAAACCGAAUCUAUUAGUAAAAUAAAUCUGAAAACCCCACAGAAUCAAAAUCCAUCUACACUUGGUCACAACAUUCAAAUGCCUAAAGCUGUAGAUUCUAUUGCUCGCGACUCUGAUUAUCAAAAAAGCGAUAAUACAGAAUCAAAAAGCAAAUCUCCUGAAAGUGAUGUUGCGUCUAGAAUAAGGACUAAAGCAGAAUUAAAAGUGAUGCCACCAUCUCAAGAUAAUACAAAACCAGAUAAAUGUUCAGAAAGUACGUCUUCUGAUACGGAGAAAGUAAAGUUACUCCCAAAAUCUCAGAAACAACAUCUUUUUAAUCAAAUUAGAGAAGACAAUUUACGGUUAGAAUCAGUAAUAAAAAAUGAUAGGCCUAUCAAUAAUUUUAUAGCUGAAGUUAAAUCGGAGCCAAUGAAUAUUGAUGAAAUAGAAAAAGAUGCUAUUGCACCGAUUAAAACCGAAACUGUUAUAAGAAGUUUGGAACCAGAAAAUUUUAUACCUUCGGAAGUGCCACCAUCCGAAGAUUUAGACUGGGCAAGUGCUUGUGACAAUUUUAUGGAACAACUCAAGAUGUCAACUCAAGGCUGUCUGCGAAAAAAAUCAAAUAGAAAACGAAAUGACACAUUAGAGCCCGAAAGUGAAAUAAAUCUUAAAUGCACAAAUAUUGAAUCUGAAGAAAGUAAUAAUGAUAAAACCGAAAUUAACUUAACGUCCGCUGUAGAAAUAAAACAAGAGCCUGUUGAUGACACUGAACAAAUAGAGUCUGAAGUAACUAUCUCAAAUAUUGUAGAAUCUGAAAGCACCAAACUUCCAACUAAAGAAGAAAAUAAAAGUUGCGGAAUAAUGAAAAAAAAUAAUGAAAAAGUAAACGGAAAACCGACCAAAUCUAAUAAAAUACAAGGAAAAGGUAAAACAAAAUCCGAAAAGAAAGAGUCUCUGGUUACUACUUCUGCAGGUCCUUCUGUGACAACUAAUAAAAAUGACAAUGACACAAUUAAAACGGUUAUAAAAGAAGAAGAAGAAUCGACAGAUGACGACGAGCCAUUGAUUAAAAGCAAAAUUAUGAAAGAGAAAGUGCAGAGAGAGCUUAAAUAUCAGAUGCUUAAAGAUUUGUCCGAAAAAUCUGCAUAUGUUAAGUUGGAGUGCUGUGAUGAACGUUUGAGUGUGAGUAGUAGAAGGUCUACAGAGACGUUAUCUAAAGAAAAAUUAGAAAGACAAAGUAAAGGAAAAUCUAACAGAAUUAUGACAAAAUCAAAAGCUAAGCCUUCAUCAAUUGAAAAUAAAAUUGAAAAACGAAUUGAUAAUUCAAGUUCGGACAGUGAAAAUGACGAUAUGACAGUUGCAAGUAGACUUCGUGUGCGUAAAAGCAUUAAAACAGAAGACAACAAAAGUACUACAGUAAAUAAGAGUCCUAUAAAAUCAUCUCCGUCUAAGAAACAAGAUACGAGUAGUGCAAGCAAUAGUUCAACCCCGAUUCGCAAACCUGGGUUUGGUGACGGUUCAGACUUUCAUCCAGGAUGGGAAGAAGAAUUGUAUAGAUAUAAGAGAUCACUACGAAUGCCUACAAGACUAAUAGCCAUACCACGCGGUCGAUCAGGUGGGCCAUUUACUAAAGCUUCGGGUAAUCUAUUUACACGGGGUUCGACUUCACUCCCUGAUUUAGAUCCAAUGCCUCUUUCGCCUGCCCCAUCAUCAGCUCAAUCAGCAGCUACUGAUGACUUAUAUGCUAGGCGACCUGAUAAAAUGACUUUAGACAGUGAUUUAGAAUCUAAUUCGAGUUGUUCAGCACCUAAUCGUCUACAUUAUGAUUCGGAAGCGUCAACGUCUACUGUGUUUUCUGUUAGUAAAGUUAAAAAGAAAUCUAGCUCAAUUGUGGACGUUCUCAUACAAAAAUGUGGGAAAAAGGAAGAAUCAAAAAAGAAGUGUAAGGAUAAAGAUGAAAAAAGUCUCAAAAUUAUUCCAAAAAAUUCGAAUGUAUGUGAAUUAUUACCAACUCCAAGUUUAGGCCUUGUAAAAAAUGGAAAUAAAGGUAACUUAAGUGCUAAAAAAGAAAAACUAAUGGAAGAUAUAUUUUAUUUGGGAGCAUUUAGAAAAGAAACUGUAACCGCUUUCCGUCACGCUUUUAUUGAGAACACUGAAGGCUUAAUAGGUGCCACCGAAGAAUUUGCACCAGUUAUAUUAAAAUCUAGGACACGAACAGAGAGUCGAGUAUUAAAGCAGCGAGCAACAAUAAAAGAAGUGUUCGGGGACGAAAGGCCAGCUUCAGCUCCACCAUCGACAGGUAGAAACAACGAGGAGCAAGAACAUGAAGAAGUUAAAGAAGAAAGAGUAGUCGAAGUAAUGAAAGAACCAGAGUCCAAACCAAAAUUUAAACCUCGAAAAAUCGUCAAGGAAAAGCUCAAGCGAAGAUCGAGCUCGAUACGAGACGGCUUAAGAAGUACUAAAUCGUUAAAACGCAAUGACGCAAAGGGCAGAUUACUGCGACUGAAAAAGAGAAACAAUUUAAUGAAAAAUUUUAAUGCGAAACGUAAAGAAUCUACUAAUAAAGUAAAGAAAGAUAAGACUCCCGCGGAUGACAAAGACAAUACGAAGGAAGAAGGCAGUUCACCCGGGACAGCCGAGGUGAACAAUAAAAGAAGGUUUAAACGUUUAUUCGGACGUAGAAAAUUCAGUUCAGGAUUUGAUUACAUCCGGAAGAAGAAGAAGAUGAUAAGGAAAGAAGACAAUAAUUGUAACAAAAUUCGCCGGCCGGCUCCGAAGCCAAGUCCAGAGUCCGUCCAUGAUAUACAGAAGGAGAUUAAAAGUUGGUUCAUAAAUAAAAGUAUUGGGGAAACGCAUUUACAUAGAGCUGCAAGACUUGGGUUCACUGACUGUGUGGCAUAUUGCCUAGAGAAAAUGGAAUCCGAUCCCUCGGCGAAGGACAACGCUGGUUUUACGCCGUUACAUGUGGCAGCUGCGAAGGGUCACGUCCGAAUCGCCCGUUUGCUUCUUCAGUACGGUGCUAACGUAUCUGCUGCCGCGCAAGGAGGAAUCAGGCCGCUGCACGAAGCGUCCGAAAACUGCCACGUGGAGGUCAUUCGGCUGCUACUGUCGUACGGGGCGGACCCCCUGCUGGUGACGUACGCGGGGCAAACUCCGCAGGAGCUGGCCGAUGGCGCGGCCGAAGUGCUGCUGCGUCUUCACAUAGCCGAUGUGCAGGGAAAGGCGGUGGAGCCCUGGCGGUUCCCUCCACCCGCCGACGUCGUAGACCGCGAAGAGCUCGGCUGCGAUCCGCUGCUGUCGCCGCCACCGGCCUCGCCGCCCCCACCGCCCGACUCGACCAUAGAGAUACAGACCACGGACGCGCCGUUGCCGCCAUUUUACAGCCUACGCUCGACUUCCGGGCAGCCGGCGGACGGUCUAUGGUGUCUGCUACAGGACAUCACUAACAUAUUGCAGAUAAAAUCAAAGGAGAGCCUGUUGAAACAAAUCCACUGCGGUUCGGGAUCGCCCAAGGAGUUGCUGCGCGAGAUUCGAACCCAAGAAUUCCUGGAGAGGGCGCAGUGCCACCAACUCCUGUGCGCCGGAGAAAAAGUGAACGUUCGCGCUUCUAAAGUCGCCCUCAUAAGGGUCACCGAUAAGUUGAGGCAACUCCUGAAAAUCGAAACAGUGCUUAUUAGC
Molecule: messenger RNA, 6171 nt
Organism: Iphiclides podalirius (scarce swallowtail)
Lineage: Eukaryota; Metazoa; Arthropoda; Insecta; Lepidoptera; Papilionidae
Source: the annotation of a GenBank genome assembly